Zymoseptoria tritici IPO323 is the source of this 942-nucleotide messenger RNA. RefSeq lists its product as uncharacterized. Lineage: Eukaryota; Fungi; Ascomycota; Dothideomycetes; Mycosphaerellales; Mycosphaerellaceae. The coding region runs from base 1 to 942 and encodes 313 amino acids. The transcript has a single exon. The record is from RefSeq and is a predicted model, not a curated record.
AUGCCGUCACCAACAGGUCGUGGUCCAGUCGCUCGGCCUUCAUAUCCUACCGCUGGCCCAUCCGGCACCGCAUACCACCCUCACGCAUCACCCGCAAUCGUCGAGAGCGCUGACCCAUUCGGCACCGCAUACCACCCUCACGCAUCACCCGCAAUCGUCGAGAGCGCUGGCCCAUCCGGCACCGCAUACCACCCUCACGCAUCACCCGCAAUCGUCGAGAGCGCUGACCCAUCCGGCACCGCAUACCACCCUCACGCAUCACCCGCAAUCAUCGAGAGCCCUCGCCCUGCCGCCAAGAAGAGACGUACCGAACGCUACAAUCAGCGCUACAACACGGUCGAUGCAAGUGAUAUGGAGCAAGAACAAGAUGCGCCUGCUCGGAGCCGCCCCUCACCUGAAGUCGAAUCCAUAGAUUUCGCUCCGCUCCGCUCAGCAACCAGCACUGCUGCAGAUACAGUUCACGCUCACGAUCAUCAACAAAACGCUGCUCAGAUCGAACCCCAGAGAGUAACUCACGGCAUUACAUUCGUGCCUGAAGACAACCCGGAAGAUGAGAUCAUCUGUGUCCCGAGAGGACUGUCUCCCCGCGCAGAACACUUCCAUCGUGCGGAUACAUCCGAACCGAUCGGAACCGCACGAGUCAUCCAGCUCCGACGUGUGGUCCGGCUGAACGGCCAAAUAACCAGUUCCGGCGGAGCAAUGCCCUCCAAGCAGGUCGACAAGGAAGCUGAUAUGCUAUACAUCGCUAUGGACUCGUCAUCGCUCAGCAAGGACAACGACGCCGCCGCCUCGGGUCCGUCAGGGUACGGAAAAGCUGGACAUGAGAUGGAAAACAACAAGGAGAAUGAGGGACCGGAUGAAGUUGAAGAAAAGAAGGCUUGCGGAGGAUCUGACGCGGCAGGAAACCCGGGCCAGGUUGCUGAGGUCAUUGGAGAGGUCUAG